Bactrocera oleae (olive fruit fly) is the source of this 4075-nucleotide messenger RNA. RefSeq names its product growth/differentiation factor myoglianin (gene myo). NCBI's taxonomy places the organism in Eukaryota, Metazoa, Arthropoda, Insecta, Diptera, Tephritidae. Gene Ontology annotation, cellular component: extracellular region. The record is from RefSeq and is a predicted model, not a curated record. Gene Ontology annotation, molecular function: growth factor activity; cytokine activity.
AGUGUUAUUUCUUAUUUAAGCACGCCAAGGUUUCGAAUUGUAUUCGAGAAUACUUUUAAUUGCCGUACAUAAAAUAUAUGCAAAGUUAAAUUUUGAGUAUAAACAUCAAACAUCUACGAUUAGUUAUCGUGCUACAUUUAUGUGUAUUACAAAAUAAAUGGUGGUUUUGUACAUCUAUAUUUUAAUGCUCCUACAAAAUGAAAUCAACGGAUCACCAACCACAAGGCUAUAGCUUUUGUUUUACAGUAUCACCGCUAGUAUAUUUGUCCGUUUAAUAUUACAUAAACAUCUGACAUAUGUCGGUCAGCCAUUGCUAGUAUUGUGUAUUAUUAACGAACUUUAGAAGGAAUGUAGCGUAUCGAACGUUUUAUAUAAAAAAUACUCGGAUACACAAAUGAGUAAGUCGAGCUUGUCCGUGAAAAAGGCGAAUUCAAUGUUAUAUACACGUGACUGGUCUUAACUCGUUUUUGGCAAUAGUUGACCUAGCCAUGUACAAUGUGUGAAAUCUGACAAAUAAAAAUUUGAAUUGUGUUACCUUUGAAGUGGGUAUGCGAUAUGUCCAUAUGUAUGUUUCUACAUUGUAUUCUACAGAGUAUGAUUUGUGAUGGUUACCAAUGUCUGCUGUAUCAAAUAUGGCAGAAGGAAAUGUCACGUCUAUGGAUAGCGCUUUUUACUUAUUUGAUGUUAACAGAGAGUUUGGUUAGCUCUGAGUUAGCGAGUGAUAUGGAGAAUUACCAGUUUGUUAAUGAUGGUCGCUUGGAUUAUAUGAUGAUACCACGUGACUAUGAUGACAGAAUGAAUUCAAAAUCGUUGACAAAUUUGAAGUGGCUACAUUUUUCUAAAAAUGACUUUUUGUAUAGCUACGCGGAUGAAAUGCUUAGCAAAACAAUUAUUCAGAGUCUAGCGCUGAUAUUAGAAGAACCAGUUAUGUUACUAAGUCCAAAAAAUAUGACAUUUCGUGUUAAAACAAAACCGGCAAUUCAGACAGUUUCUCUAAUGGCUAAUGCUAUUUCACAAUCUACAAUACAAAAACAUAAAAUAUUACGAUACGCCAAUCAUAUUCUGCAAGAAGGAGGUGUAAAAAUUUUAAGUCGUGAAAGAUUAUUUGAACGCCACAGCCAUACUGCGCAAGACUCUGAUAUUAAAUCAACACAAAGCAUGGAUCUAGAAGCUGUACCAACAAAAAAUAAACAUAGCAUUGUAGAUGUUUGCGAGUCAUGUCAAAUGCGAGAAAAAGUGAAGCUCAAAAGCUUAGAAUCAAUAAAAAAUCUUAUUCUCAUUCGCUUACAAUUACAACGCUUGCCAAAUAUAACCAAGCCCAUAGUUGUGCCUCAUAACAUUAUUGACAAAUUCUAUAAAAACUUUCAUGGUCCAGUGACAGACAACUUCGUGGGCUACAGCAUGAACUCUGAGGUGCGAAAUGCAGAUUUAAACGGACUAAGGCAGCAGAAAAAAUUUGUCCCAAGCUUACCACAAUACACAAAGAUUGCUAGGAUGCACAGAACUCAUUACCAGUAUGGACAGCGACGUCUCUUUGAUAAUCAAAAUACACAAGGGAAAUACCAGACAAUCCACAAAAUACCCAGUAAACCUUCGCUAGAUCCUUCCCUCAUUCACUCUCACGACAAUUACGAAAAACUACACGAACCAACUGAGCAUGUGCAAAACGAUGAAUAUGUACAGAAUGAUGGCCUUCAACUGCAAUACGAUGAUCAACACAUGCUUAGUAUAAAUAAUCGAAAACAACCAAUGAAUAACCAGCAAGAAAAAUUGUUUCCUCCCAUUGAAAUUGAUACAUAUGGCAUAUCCCAUGAGAAUUUUGGUACAUAUGACCCCAUAAGGGACGUAGAUGAUGAAUCGCUCUCGCAUGUUAACAGCAUAUAUGUUUUUCCAUCCGCUUCUCGCGUGCGUCACAAUCGUAGAUGGGAUGUAAUGAAUUUUAAAUUUGAUCACAGCCAUUUAACAAUAGUUCGUACGAUAAUUCAUCUUUACAUACGUGGUCGGGAUUGGAUGCUAAAACAUUAUCCCGAAAUAUUGGAACAAACGGUUGUUAAUGGGACGACCAUGCGACGACGUGACCUAAUUAUUAUGAUUCAUCACGUCGCGCGAGGUUCGCAUUACCAAAAUCUCACACAUACGUUAAAAUUAUUAGAAAGCCGUCAUCGCAUACCAGCGGGCUUAGGACAAUGGGUGCAAUUGGAAGUGAAACAUAAACUACCAUUCUGGCUGAACCAAAAUUAUAUUACAAUGACGCUUGCAAUUAAGACGCGUGAGGCUUGGAUGCGGACAUUUUUAGUAAUCGAUACUGAAGAUACACAAAAUAAUCAAUUUCCUCUACACAUCGAAGCAUUUAUCAGACAGCCUCGUCGCCGAAAACGAAGCACAUCAUUAGAUUGCCAAGAGAGUGACCACGAAGUGCGUUGCUGCCGAUACCCACUUAAAGUAAAUUUUACUAAUUUCGGCUGGAACUUUGUCGUUGCGCCAACCUCAUUCGAUGCAUACUUUUGUAAUGGAGAAUGUAAAGUUGGUUAUUUGGAACAAUAUACUCAUACCCAUAUUGCAUCAUUAACAACUUCUGCGACUCCCUGCUGCUCACCAACUAAAAUGAAUUCAUUAAGUUUACUUUAUUUUGACCAAGACCAUAAUUUAGUUUUAAGCACGAUACCUAAUAUGUCGGUGGAGAAAUGCAGUUGUUCGUAAAUAAUUAUAAAUAUGUGCAUUUUGCGUAUGCAUUUAUGAAUAUUAAUUAUGGGUAAGUUUUAGAAUAGCAUUCCGCGAAUUCGGGGUUGAAAUGGGUAUGUACGGAUAGAGGAGGUUCUUCAGAUUCAGAAAAAAAAAAAUAUAUAUGGUUGCCGCUGAGUUAUGGUUUUUGAGAUAUUUGUAUCAAAAGUUCAAAAACUUAACCAUUGAAAGUGCGUAUUUCUUCGAUUUAUAAUGAUUUUUCACUGAUAUUUUUAACUUUUAUAUCCACUAACACUUUACUAAUUAGUUUCCACACAUUUAUUUUAUAUUAAAUAGUGCAAAAAAACUUUCAUUCAUUAUUUGACUUUUGUUUCAUUACUUUUAUUCACAUAAUAACCAAAGGGUUGCAUUCUAACAAAUAAUCAGUGCUAUCUUAUCUACAUAUUUUAUAAAGAAACCCAAAGGAGUAAAGAAAACCGAUAAUACUCCAAUGGCAGGAAAUAAAUAACAAAUUAUUAGUUUUUCGCGUAGAAUUUCUUUGUGCAUUGGCGGCCUUCGGCCGCGAUUCAAAAAAAAAAAAUAGCCCUGGUCGGUCCAACACCGGGGUGUCUUUAGUUCUUGCGUAAAACUCAUUUUUGCGUUGGCGGCCUUCGGCCGCGGUUCAAAAAAAAAAAAUAGCCCUGGUCGGUAUAACACCGGGGUGUCCUCAGUUCGUUUGCGUAGAAAACGUUUUUCCGUUGACGGCCUUCGGCCGCGCUUCAAAUAAAAAAUAACCAUCGAUCCAACAUCGGAAUUUACCAAGAGAAAUCAUCACACGAUUAUGAAUUUUGUAUUGACGGUAAAAUCCUUCUUUUUUAUUUAUUUAUAAUCGUUUGAAAAAUAUGGAAACAAUUAUUUUUUGUUUGCAUGCAACCACUUUGUUAUUGUUUAAAUAAAUGGAUUUGAACCAAAGUUAAAUAUUGAAUUAACAUUAGUUUUGCACUAUUAAAUGCAAAACAUAUGUGUAGAAACGAAUAAGUGUAGUUAGUAUUAGUGCAUAUAAGAGUUAAAAAUAUAAGGGUAAAAUUUAUUAUAAAUCAAACAAAUAGGCACUUUAAAUGGUUGAAUUUUGAACUUUAAAUGCAAAUAUCCCGAAAACCAUAAGUCACCUAAAUUAUUCUUAUUUUCUUAAUCUGGAGAACCUCCUCUAUCCGUACAUACCCAUUUUAACCCCGAAAUCGGGGGAUUCUUAAUUUUUACUGCAUGUUUCAAUAUUAUUGCCAUAUGCAAUAGAGAUAUAUUUAUAACUACAAAUUGUAUCGAUGACACUGAAAUUCAGUUACAUUAAUGUACAAUAAUAAUAAAUGCUUAUUUUGGACCAGCAGGUAUGUAAUAUGCUAGACAAGAAUAUAAA